This is a messenger RNA of Phlebotomus papatasi, 2044 nucleotides long. RefSeq lists its product as uncharacterized. Lineage: Eukaryota; Metazoa; Arthropoda; Insecta; Diptera; Psychodidae. The transcript has 2 exons. The record is from RefSeq and is a predicted model, not a curated record. Bases 135 to 1931 code for a protein of 598 amino acids.
UAUCCGAACAAUUGGUGUGUGUGAAAUUGUUUUUGGGGGAUCCGGGAGUAAAGUAUCCGUAUAAAAGAGUGUUGAUUGUGCCAUCGGGCGCUUAGUCCAUAUCUAUAAUUGGUGGCAAGUAUUGUGCUCUCAAGAUGAAGUAUUGGAUGUACCUGGGGAUCAUGGGAGUGCUCUUUGGGGAUAUUAUGGACUCCUGGGCAGAGGAAUAUAUUGAUAUGUGUCCGUGUUUGCCAGUUAAUAUGUGUCGUGGUGUUUUUCGUGCAUCACAUGAAGAUGAAAGGUAUUUCUCGCGGAUUUUGCAGUGUUCUGACGAAACCCAUACGCGCUGUUGUAGUUUUUCUGUUACCGUAUCUGCCCAAAAAACGGUAAAUGACAAGGAGUCACAGGAAACUGACAUAGCUACUACUGAAAAUGAAGUAAGUACAACUGAAAGUGCAGCAGAUGCAACUGACGAAAAUUCUACGGAUGAACUAAUCACUGAAGAAGCGAGAUUUGAUCGAGAUCUUACCACAGAAACUCCAACUGCCACAAUUGAAAAUAGAGAAAAUACUGAUGGUGUUCUCUUAAUCUAUCCAACGGAAGUUUCCAAGAAUAUAUCAUCGCAUCGCCUUAUGAGAGCCUUUGAAGGUGAUCAACCAGAAGAUGAACUUAUUCUUGUUUUCCCACAAGAAACCUCCCGAGAAACAAGGGCUACAACUUCUGAAGACGGUCCUAGUCUCACAACUCCUGAGAUUCCAAAACAAAUCAAUAGAUACAAGUAUAAUAACUCCAAUAGGAAGCGCUUUAUGCCAAUUCUCAAAAUCAAUGAAACCCAAACUGAACCCUCGCAUAUUUCGGAUGGAAAGCCCAUCUUCAAAGUAACCAAUAGCGAUAAUAGGCGUUUCCUUGAAGAAUUGUACAGAAAUCGAACAAGAUUUGGCACUCCAGCAUCGCAAAUUACAACAAGUACGACCCCUAGGGAGAGUGAAAUCCUAAAGAAUGAGAUUAUUCCUGAGACUUAUGUCACCGGAAAACCCAAUCAGAUGCCAGGGAAUUUUUCUAAACGUAAUUUAUAUUAUGAUCCAUCUAAGAGAAAAAGUUUCUUUAAGAAAAAUGGGACAAAUGAAAAUGAAGGACUUCCAGCAAAUAAUCUGCAAAACUUCAACACUAAGCAAAUUGUUGAUAACAAUCACCGUGAUAUGAUUGAAGAAGUGUUAAGUGAACUGAAAAAGGAAAGCAAUACUCUGGUUAUACCCCAGGAAGUUGCUGUGAGCCCGGCAAUAGCUGCUAAGAUAAGUAAUAUGCAGAAACGUCUCAUUGAGAAAAUUGUAGAUAAAAUUUCAACAAAAAUUGAACGAAGGGAGGACUUUGAAGAGAUAACAGCUACAACAAAACGAGAGCAGACGCGUCCCUUUCGAGGUUCUCUACGCUAUGUUGAUACUUUGAGAAAUGUUAGGGCAUCUUCAGCAGAUUCAAAGUCCUCUGGCAAACGUGACCAAUUCCAAGCGGAAGAACCUGGAAAAGUUCAUCAAGCAAAAGAGCCCUCAAUUGAAUCAAAGCGAUAUCGUAAAAAUUUGAAGAAAAAAACGGCUGAAGAUCAUACUGAAAAUUUCAUAAGCGAUACUUCACUUCCCAUUGAUUUCAGACCAUCUCCACUGUGGACACUUCAACGUGGAGAAGAUCCUUAUCCAAUUCCUCAAGUUCCACUUCAAGGCGGCACAAGAGAAUCCAGAGACAUCAUGCUAGACCAAGAUCAAUCCUGGAGACUAAGAGGAUUUGUGCCAAUUCCUCAGAUUCCCCGAACAACUCCAAUUGAAAUCAUAGGCCCAAUUCCUAAGAAAUUCACUCACAAUUCAUCCAAACACUCAUCUAAAACACCGAGUGAUCUACCCAGCGACAAUGUUCCUCUUCACUUCAGAAGAUUCACAGGAAAAGUAUUCAGCAGAAAAUAAAUACAAGAUAUUCUAAUUUAUUUGUUAAAAUAAAAUAUAAAUUGUAAUUUAAGUAAAAUGUCUCAAUAUAGACAAUAAAAGAGUAAAUGUUGGAUUUUACAACUUUCUAAGUA